Molecule: messenger RNA, 1146 nt
Organism: Lentinula edodes (shiitake mushroom)
Lineage: Eukaryota; Fungi; Basidiomycota; Agaricomycetes; Agaricales; Omphalotaceae
Exons: 8
Coding region: 1-1146 (381 amino acids)
Molecular function (GO): protein binding
Source: RefSeq, a predicted model, not a curated record
AUGGGCACCUUUCUAACACUACCAGUUGAGCUCAUCGCCGACGUCCUCAGCGAACUCGACCUUGACUCUCUCAUCAUCAUCUCAUAUCUUUCUCGUCGCCUACACGAUAUCGUGUCGGACCCUUCGCUUAAUCCUUGGAGAAAACCAAUUCUUCGUUCGCUACGGUCCAGCCAAAAUGAAGGCAGCUCUGGCUCGUUAAAGCACCUUAGUGUCAGGCGAAUAGUCCCAAGGCAUAACUGGAUUGAAAUUCUCAGCUUGGCUUCACCGUCGUUCAUAUUGCUUGACGCCACUCUACCUAAUCUCAGGUCUGAAGAAUGGGAGGAAUGCUUCAAUCGUAGAUUUUUACCUGGUUGGAGAAAGUGGCAUAAAGAGGGAAGCUGGAAAGCAACGUAUCUUGAGGUUCUGCAUCGUGUGUACCACAGGAGCCGCACCUCAUGUACAACAGAUGAAUCUUGGACCAAGUAUAUCGUUUUGAACCGCAACGGAACAGCGAACGAAUUGGAAGGGUCUUCAAGAGGUUUCAACCCUUUGGCAAUCUUUAAUGAGAUGAAGCUCCAGAAUAACCUCAUGCAUUUAGAAACACGCAUAAGACUCGUCGUCGAAUUGACAGAUGUUAGGAUAAUCGCCCUAGGCACCCUCGAUCGACCACGAAGCACUCUUACUGUUAACCCUAAUGCACAUACGUUCUUACACCCGCCCGGUAUCGAUGAUCUCCAAGCUCCCCGCAAUAACCGUGUUGUCACAGACCAUGGUGUUUACCCUCUAGGUCCGAAUUUAGCAGACUAUCCCGGCGUAUCUCCACCAUCCAUCGACUUUUCACAUAUGACGCACCCUUUACCUGUAUCUUCGCAUGCCAAUUAUCCGUGGUAUACUCCUGGAGGAGGCGACAAGCGAUGGCUCGGCUCUGGAGAGGUUGAAGAAGAGGGGCUGAAAUGGGUCGGUGGAUUAAUGAUUAUUACUCAGAUUCUGAUGCCGAAAACGCAUGAACUCGGAGGCGACUGGCUCCCUCUCCAAGACCUUGACUUGGUCGUCGGUUCGGGGAGACAACAAUAUGCUUCGCUUGGGUGGAGUGACCUUUGGGCCAUUGCACCUUGGAUGGAGGAGAGAAUUUCAAAUAAGAUCGAUGGACCUGGGUUGGGUAUUUAA